AUGUUGUUGGGCACAUACCUAUUUUUAACUAGAAAUACGUUUUGGAAUCUAUACAGAAGACUGAGGCGGAUCAUAACAUUAGACACACGUCUAUAUCCAUUUCGUUAUGAAGCUCCCAGUUAUCAUUGGUUCUGUGAAACAAAGCUGGAAGGGCGCGUUAUUUGGAGAGCUUUUAGUGUUCGGGACUCGGCCGCACUCGAAAAAGCUCACCUCUACCGUGGCAAGGACAAUGUAAACAUAGUGUCAACUGACGGAGGAAGGUACGAUGUAAAUUUGAGCGAGAGAAAGCGCAACCCUGUUUAUUGGGACGCGCCAGCGUGCGAAGUUAGACGUUGUUCCUGGUUUCAUAAAGGAAAUAACGAAAAUUAUUUUACACCAUUUGAAGAACAUAUUGCGGACAUAUUGGAAUGUGAAUAUCGAAUCUCAUAUGAAAGGGAUGACUGGUUUCGUGUCGCAGUCUUACUGAAUGGGGAUACAAUUACUUUUAAUGGCCCAUAUUCCUUAGCUCUUUCGUGUUCUGAAAUACCUGGACGAACGAGAGCUAUUAAAAGAGGAAUCGAUGACGAGUUUGAUAUUAAGGAUGACGAAUCUGAAACAGUCGAACAUCUUAUUUUUGCCGUUCAUGGUAUCGGACCAAUAUGUGAUUUAAAACUUCGAACCAUUGAAGAAGUUGUCGACAUUUUUAGAGACAAAACGCUAAAACACAUACAACAAAACAAACGAUAUCGAAACAGAAUUGAAGUGUUACCAAUAAAUUGGCACUACAAGGUGCACAGAGGAAAGGCAAAUGUCGACCGGAACCUUCAAAGAAUCACACUCCCCACGAUGCCCCUCUUAAGAAACUUUACAAAUGAUACAUUGGUAGACAUUUUGCUGUACAUCAGCCCCACCUGCCAGGAUCAGGAGUUUAGCUGCUCAACUUUUUCAACUGCUCCAUUUUCCCAAAUCAUUCUCGAGACGGUGAGCAGUGAACUAACUCGCUUGUUCGUGCUAUUUAAAAAGAGGCAUCCCACCUUCUGCGGAGAAGUGUCUUUGCUGGGACAUAGUCUGGGAUCUGUCAUUCUUUUCGAUUUGUUACUUCAUCAAAAAGCGAAAGAGAAUGUUGAUCUCACAACGGCAGGUGGCAAUAACAAAAAUGACAACGGGCAAAUUCACCUUAAAUAUCCACAGUUACCUUUCCGCCCAAUUGGAUUGUUUACGCUGGGAUCUCCGAUAGCUUUAUUUCUCACCGUCAGAGGAGUGGAUAUGUUGGGUGUCAAUUUUAAAUUGCCCACGUGUCCUACGUUUGUGAAUAUUUUCCAUCCCUGCGAUCCAGUCGCGUACAGAAUUGAACCUUUAAUUUGUGCGGAAAUGGAGAAGUUGAAGCCAGCUGUACUGCCACAUUACGGAUCCAGGAGGUCUCGCAUAAAGAACGCGUUAGUUAAGGUCACUGCAAGUGCCAAGCAAACAGUGACGAGCUGUCUUCUGUUUCUGCGUACGACUGGGCUUUCAACCGCAACAUCGAGCCAUUCGCAUAUUCAUAUUCUUGAUGAUUUAACAAGCAGGUAUGAAAACUUGGAGACCAAAGGUGAGUUGGGGAUGUUAAAUAAAGGUCGACGAAUCGACUACGCACUGCAAGGUAGUGACGUGGAAUUUCUUAACGAGUACGUCUGCGGGAUCACGAGCCACGCUUGUUACUGGGAUUCGGAUGAUGUAAUUCUGUACAUCUUAGAGGAACUUUGCGGCGGCAAAGGAAGAUUUCGAAAUUAGAAGUAAUAAACUCUUCUAAUAUAAGCGUUUCAUUUAUGUGUAUCGUAACGAUAAGUCGAUAACCCUAGAAGUUAAUCGCUAGGUACCUUUUGCAAGUCUCUGUUAUUUUCUUUUCCUUUCUAUGACUGAAUAAUAGUAAGCACAUAAUAGUUGAUGUUUUUGCCUUGUAUAUAAAGUGAUCUUUAAUUAGUCGCAUUCGAUACCUUUUGUUGGUAGCACUGUAUCCAUGACAUUUCUCUUUACCUUUAGGUGUACCUGAAAUUCGUAAAAACAAACAUUUACAUGCUCUUAUUACAAAUUACUAAAGAGCAGUCGUAGGAAGUUUAUAACACGUAAAAGUAUCUGUACGAAAAACUAAUAAGCAGGCAAGUUGUUUUUAAUGAGAAACAUAACUUUUGCAAUUGAAUUUUCAGCUAAAGCGCUUACACCUGCUCUUGGGAUGCAUGUACCUAUUCAUUUGUAAUAUUUCAUUUAACUGUUUACUAAUUCCACUGCAUAUAAUAAUGAUAUACCUGGUGGUGCAAAAAUAAUGGUCACUUUAGAAAUAAGUAUAUCUUCUAUAAUUUUCAACAUAAUUUCGAUUUAGAUAUAAUAAUACAGAAUCUACAUUUAACCCAAUUCUAGAAAAUUGUCCAUUCGCUUACGGAAAACGUCUGGCAUUGCACAAAAAGUACGGUCGGAUUUGAAUUGCGUAGUGGUGGUAGUGGGGGCGGAUCGGUAACUGAGGGCCCGCCGGUCGUGUCUUUUCGCUGUAGAGAAUUAGCAGCCAUUGAAAGAGAAACUAGUGGAAUGAUGGAGAAUUUCCAGGAUAGGCUUUUAAUGUGCAUUAAUGGAGAAGAGGGUCAUCUUCCAGAAGUUAUAUUUUCCAUAGUUAGGACCGAUUUUCUAUAAUUUCUACAAUAACUCAUUAAAACAAACAACGUUUCUUAGUUCCAAUUUUUGAUGUGGUGCCCCGGUUUGAAGUUAUAGGCAUUCGAAUGGGUUUUCGAAAUAUCGUCAUAACUCGCUGUAAUUAUUUUUUUUUAUUUUUUCAAAUAAAAUGGCGAUCGUUGAAAAAUUUUUUGAAAGUAAAAAAAUCCCUAAGCUAUCUACUACAAUUCCUAAACGUUUUUUUCAAUUAAGUAGAGACUCUCGCAAGCACUGCCUGCUUCCCUUUUAUAUCUUCUGCUUUAAUUAUUAUAGUUUAAUUAUUUCAUUAAAAAAUAGAUUACUGCCAACUGUAAUAUGUGCAAAAAAAUUGUCACUCGGUAGUGCAAUGCCAAACAAACAAACCGCAACUAAUACUAAAAACCAUUUACAAAAGAUGCAUAGGUGAAUGGACCGAAUAUAAGGAAUAUCUCGGAAAAAGCUAAAAAUACAAACAAAGUAAGAAGAACAGAUAAAGUUGAUUCCCCAAACGCAGCGUAAUAUUCUGAAGAAAUGUCAACUGAGUCUCCAAUAGACAAUUGGAAGAACCCAUCCAACAAAGUGACCAGAUAAUCACCCCGAAGCAUUGAAAAUUGGCAAGUCAAUCAUGGACCUCAUAAUAGUAGACAUGUUACCCUAUAAUUUUGUUGAAGACGAGGCUUUCAAAAGACUGAACUACGGCGAUCCGAAUAUGCGCUCUCGUUCCAGAGGUAAAACUGAAAAAUUAUUUCGAACAUCUCUGAUUCUA
Molecule: messenger RNA, 3403 nt
Organism: Photinus pyralis (common eastern firefly)
Lineage: Eukaryota; Metazoa; Arthropoda; Insecta; Coleoptera; Lampyridae
Product: phospholipase DDHD2-like
Exons: 11
Coding region: 1-1749 (582 amino acids)
Cellular component (GO): COPII-coated ER to Golgi transport vesicle
Molecular function (GO): metal ion binding
Source: RefSeq, a predicted model, not a curated record